UCGACAACCCAUCUAUCACUAAACACACAAACAAAACAGAUUAGAAACCUCCACAACAGACCAGAGAGAAGCUAUAGCUAUAUACCAAGUCAGAAAACAAUGGCAGCGAGCAGCAGCAGCUACGGCAAGAAGAAGGGAACCGGCGGCGGCGGCAGCGGUGGUGGAGGGAUAAUAAACCUCAAGAUAGUGGCGAAGAAGCUGCAGAAGGCGUUGGGGAAGAAAGAUGCAAGUAAUUACGUCCCCGAGGACGUGAAAGAAGGACACUUUGCGGUGUUGGCCGUGGAAGGAGUGGAGGAGCCGCAGCGGUUCGUGGUGCCGUUGACUUGUUUGACCCACCCUACUUUUUUGAGGCUGCUGGAGCAGGCGGCGGAGGAGUACGGCUUCGACGGCGGCCGAGGUUACGGCGCCCUGACGGUGCCUUGCCGGCCGGAGGAGCUCGAGAGGAUUCUGGCGGAGCAAUGGGAGGAAACGACGUCGUCGAGGAGGAGGAAUGAUAAUAAUAAUAGUAAUAGUAAUAAUGGUGGUGGAAGGGAUAGUUGGGGAUCUUCUUCUUGUAAGACUAUGGUUCAGAGCUUCUGAUUAUGAUGAUGAACCUCUCCAAGUUGAUUAAUUAAUCAAAUUAUAAUCGAUAAGCCGUCAAAUCGUAGCUGCGCUUCUGUUAUUUUUUUUUUUGUGUUUGCAAAUUAAUGUUCAUGAUCUGAAUGUUGUUAGCUAGAAAAGGUCGUCACUGUUUAAUUUAGGGUUCAAUAGAGGGGAAGGGGGGAAUGGUAUCGUGUGUCGAUUGCAAAAUCUUGACGGUGUUUAUCAAAUUAGCUAGUUUAAUUUUGAUCGUCAUCCUGUACAAAUUGUGUUACUGUUGUGGUUUAAUUAGGGUUCAAUAGAGAAAAGGAGAGGAAUAUUGUGUCGAUUGCAAAAGUUAUGAUUGUGUUUAUUAAAUCGGUUUCAUUCCU
This is a messenger RNA of Linum trigynum, 950 nucleotides long. NCBI's taxonomy places the organism in Eukaryota, Viridiplantae, Streptophyta, Magnoliopsida, Malpighiales, Linaceae. The record is from the annotation of a GenBank genome assembly.